This is a messenger RNA of Heterobilharzia americana, 992 nucleotides long. The record is from the annotation of a GenBank genome assembly. Lineage: Eukaryota; Metazoa; Platyhelminthes; Trematoda; Strigeidida; Schistosomatidae.
GGUCUUCCUCUUCGCCCAGUAUUGGAUAUGCUUAAUUUACCUUAUCACUCAUUGGCGAAAUGGCUUGCUAAAAUGCUUGAACCUGUGAGAUCAAAUCUGUGAAAAUAUAGUCUUCCCGAUACAUUCGGUUUUGUUUGCUGCAUAGAAAAAAUCAACGUAACAGUUGAAACUGUUUGUUAUCUAUAUGAUUACAUUGAUUCGAAUAAUAUUAACAUUGGAUUACCUACGAAUCACCUAAAAGAACUGAUAUUAAGAUACAGAUGGAGUUGCAAUGGGGUUGUUACUGAGCCCCGUCCUGGCUGAUAUCUUUAUGGCAAAGCUCAAAAACGGACCACUUUAUUUGUAUAAAAACUACAUUGACGAAAAUUUUCUUAUUUACGAAGAAACGUGUUCAGUGGACGAGCUGCUAAGACGUUUCAAUGACUGUCACCCGUCUAUUAAAUUCACUGUAGAUGAAGAGUUAAAUUCAACGUUCCACUUUCUAGGCGUAAUGUUAAAGAGAAGCGAUGAUGGCUCAAUUCAAAGGUCAGUCUAUCGAAAACCAACCUGGACCGGUCAGUUCACUAACUUUAAUAGCUGGGUACCUCUUAGUUAUGUUCCAGAAUCUAUAAAAUCUGUUCAGAAGACACGGCAAAUGUUGAAAUCGAAACUCUUGGAACAACACUAUCGAAUAAGGGAUACCCUCAAAGAUUUAUUGACGAAAAUCUGAAGAAACGAAUCAACCCUCACCCUAUUACAAUUUCUAAGAAAAUCCUAACCAUGAAUCUAGAAUUCAAACGAGACACCAUAACCAAAGUGUUGAGAAGCCGUCUGUCAAGGUGCAUCACUAGUAGCUUCUAUGCUGCUAGACCGUGACUCAUAGUCUGCAGUCGCCAUCUGAUUCGACAAUGCGUGAAGCAUUGACUACCACUUAUGUCCACAUCUAUAUGUAUCUACAAAUUCACAUGUUCCUGUGGAGCUGACUAUAUUAAACUUUGUAAGCUGGCCCUCCG